Molecule: messenger RNA, 1529 nt
Organism: Galendromus occidentalis (western predatory mite)
Lineage: Eukaryota; Metazoa; Arthropoda; Arachnida; Mesostigmata; Phytoseiidae
Gene: cm
Product: AP-3 complex subunit carmine
Exons: 8
Coding region: 110-1363 (417 amino acids)
Biological process (GO): vesicle-mediated transport; intracellular protein transport
Cellular component (GO): clathrin adaptor complex
Source: RefSeq, a predicted model, not a curated record
GUGCUCAUCUUGUGACAGCACCGACAAGGAGAUCGAAGAGAAACCCAGAGCGAAGUGACGGUGUGCUCUUGUGCAUGCGCUAGUCCGCUCCGAGAGUGGACGCCGCAAGAUGAUACACAGUCUGUUCAUAAUCAACCCGUCCGGGGAUGUUUUAUUGGAGAAACACUGGAAAUCUGUGAUUCCGAGAUCGGUUUGUGAUUACUUCUUCGAUGCGCAAGCGAGAGCCGGUAGUCCGCAGGACAUUCCACCGGUCAUUGCCACGCCGCAUCAUUAUUUGAUCUCCAUACUUCGCAACAAACUAUUCUUCCUGGCAAUCACGAUGUCCGAAGUGUCCCCCCUGUUCAUUAUUGAGUUCCUCCAUCGCGUUGUUGAUACUCUGGUGGAUUACUUCAACGACUGCAACGAGUCCACCCUGAAAGAGCACGUCGUGGUCGUAUACGAACUACUGGAUGAAAUGCUCGACAACGGCUUCCCUCUCGCGACGGAGCUCAACAUACUCAAGGAAUUGAUCAAACCCCCCAACUUGCUUCGGACCAUCGCCAACACGGUGACAGGACGCAGUAAUGUUUCGGCGACGCUACCUACCGGUCAGCUGUCUUGCGUGCCUUGGAGGAGAGCUGGAGUUAAAUAUACAAAUAAUGAAGCGUAUUUCGAUGUGAUAGAGGAGGUUGAUGCCAUCAUAGACAAAACGGGAGCCAUCGUAUCAGCGGAAAUUCAAGGGAGGAUCGACUGUUCCAUGAAGCUGUCAGGAAUGCCCGACCUCACUCUGAACUUCAUGAACCCCCGAGUAUUUGACGACGUUUCUUUUCAUCCUUGCGUGAGGUUCCGGCGCUGGGAAUCGGAGAAAGUCUUGUCCUUCGUGCCUCCAGACGGAAAUUUCCGUCUCAUGACGUAUCAUAUCAACAGUCAAAAUCAAGUGAACAUACCGAUCAAUGUCAGGAACCAAAUAUCUUUCCGCGAGCCCGGAGGAGGUCGGCUAGAUAUAUCUGUCGGUGCGAAGACCCCGAUGGGUAAAACUGUCGACGAAGUUAUCCUGGAAAUGACGAUGCCCAAAGGUGUUCUAAACGUUUCGCUCACUGCCAGUCAGGGCAAAUACUCAUUCGAGCCAACCUCGAAGCUGCUCAUAUGGAACGUCGGCAAGAUCGAGAUCGGGAAACAACCUAAUAUACGGGGGUCGAUCUCCGUCAUCAGCGGAGCGCCCCCACCGGAGAGCCAACCUAUCAUUAGCGUUCACUUCAGCAUACAGAGUCUAGCGGUGUCCGGAGUGAAGGUCAAUCGUCUCGAUAUGUACGGAGAGAGUUACAAGCCCUUCAAAGGUGUCAAAUACAUAACCAAAGGUGGAAAAUUCCAAGUUCGUACGUGAAGGAGGCCUUUUUGGGACCGAACCCGAAUUCUGUAUUUCGAUAUGACGACGGUGUCCGAGGAUGUUUUCAAAUACGGCCGAGCAAUGUUACGAUUAGUGAGCUUGUGCCCAUUUUUUAAGAAUCACGAAUGGAAGAGAAUAAAGCGGGAGAACUAAGUUACUGAAA